This is a messenger RNA of Meloidogyne enterolobii, 300 nucleotides long. The record is from the annotation of a GenBank genome assembly. NCBI's taxonomy places the organism in Eukaryota, Metazoa, Nematoda, Chromadorea, Rhabditida, Meloidogynidae.
AUGAGCAACCUGGAUCGAAAAAUCAUUGAACACGAAGGAGUUAAAUAUUAUAAAAAGGGAGGUCAAUGGUACCAAAUGUUUCCAAUUGGAGAAGACAAUGUGCCUGCUGACAUUAAAACCAAAAAAUCCAAAUUAAACCUUCAACCAGAAAUUCAACUUGAUGUGCUUAAAUGUUUGACCUUCAUUCAAUUAUUAUCUUUUCAACAAACAAGUUUUUAUUUCAAAAAUUUUAUUGACACCUUUGAAAAGCAAUUGGCAAGGAAGAAAUACGACAAACUUGAAAUGGUUAGUUUUUUAUAA